Molecule: messenger RNA, 489 nt
Organism: Aspergillus luchuensis
Lineage: Eukaryota; Fungi; Ascomycota; Eurotiomycetes; Eurotiales; Aspergillaceae
Product: PaaI family thioesterase
Exons: 10
Coding region: 1-489 (162 amino acids)
Molecular function (GO): fatty acyl-CoA hydrolase activity
Source: RefSeq, a predicted model, not a curated record
AUGACUGCCUUGCGUUUUGUCCGCUCUGUUUGGGAGUCCUUUCGGGCUAAUUCGGGGCUAGAGCCUCGUCUGCUAGACAAUCUUCGUGUGACUGCUGCCAAACCUGGGUUGGUCAACUUUGAGCUCGAUAUUAAGAAGGAGCACACGAACCGCCUGAACAUCCUCCAUGGCGGCACCAUUGCGAGCAUGGUGGACCUUGGCGGCUCCCUAGCUGUCGCUUCCCGUGGUCUGUUCGCGACCGGUGUCUCGACCGACCUGAAUGUGACGUACCUCAGCUCUGGUGGCAAAGUAGGAGACAAGAUCCUAGCGGAGGUCAGCUGUGACAAAUUUGGCAAGACCCUUGCAUACACGUCGAUUAAGUUUGCCAACACUAAGGGUGAAGUCUUCGCCAGGGGAAGCCACACCAAGUUUGUCGCUCUUGCAUGGAAAGACCCUCAAAAUAUUGUUGAGGAGAUCAAGAAGCUUGAGUCCGAGUCCUCAUCAUCUUAG